Molecule: messenger RNA, 1395 nt
Organism: Pseudo-nitzschia multistriata
Lineage: Eukaryota; Bacillariophyta; Bacillariophyceae; Bacillariales; Bacillariaceae
Source: the annotation of a GenBank genome assembly
GAGUCAUAUGUAUCAUACCAAAAUAACAUAUGGUGAAAUGUCAUCUUGUUCUUCGAACACGCACUUUUGAACAGCGUUGACUUUUUCGAACUUCAAAAACACCGAUAAAAACAUCAUCGAACACCUACRUACUGUACGUAGUACCGUACGAAAGCUGCUGUGUGAUCGAGUGAUCGACUUCAAUCGUUWCUCGUAACCAUCACAUCAACACGACGACAACACAGUAAAGGAUAUUGAUCASGAAGGGAGGAACAAUUCCRAAAAAGAUCUCCGGUUCACUACAGAUACAGAGAGAGAAUGGCCGUCCAACAACUGAUGAAGACGUUUCUGCUCGUCUURAGCCUCUCGGGGCUUUGUCAAACAGCGGAUGCACUUGCUUCGACACGAACGAGUCAGAAGAUCUUUGCAGUGGAAGAUCGAAUUACAGAGGAUCGAAGAAUCCAACCAUUUGAAUCCGCAGGAGCAGAAUUUUCCCGGCGGACCGCGCUUCGGAAUUUCGGAGUUGCAUCGGCUGUCCUGUUUGGAUCGUCGGCCGGUUUUACAAAGCCGCUGCCGGCUGUUGCGGCCGACGAUUCAUUAGAUGCCUAUUUGGUAAGAAUGCGCUCAAGGAACAAAARCAUUUCUUCAGCGUUCAAGAACGGGUGACUCACCGGUUUUCCCAAUUUGGUUUUUGUUGUUGUUUGAAGUACAAAAUUGUGCGGGUCCGCGAGGCCACCCARCAGGAGCGCCGAUUGAUCACCACCGGAAAAUUCAAGGACCAGCAGCGCGCGAACGUGAAGCUGGCCGUCAAGUUCAUGGUGCAAAACUACCGGUUGUCCGACUCGGUGGUGGGCGCGUCGGGGUACCUCACCGGUGGCAACGCGCUGCAGAUGAGGGCGAUCGAUGCCGGCCAGGGGGCCGUUCAGAACCUGCAAACGAUCCUGGAGUAUUUCGACUCKAGCGACGUCGAAAACAUCAAGGUGGGCAAAAACUCCAUGGCGGGCAAGGAAGAGAUCGUCGUAAAGGGCCUCGARGCCACACAGGUGAAGCUGGACGAGUUCCUCGGCUUUUUUGACGACGAAACCGUGAACAAGGUCAAGGCGAAGGUCCAGGAAGAGAACGAGCUCAACGUGAAAGAAUUCGACAGGAGCCUGGGGGACAUUAUCAAUCUUGCACCUCCCUCGUAAUCGCGAAAGCCGAUUAGCACGCUCGAGAUGUUUAMCACGGUGUGCUUGAAUCAAGCWGCAGAACCAUCAGCAACUAUUCAGUACUUCGAAACCAUUUGGCACGKUGUUUGGAAAGGAUCACUGCGUGGUACUCGUUUCUUAAAUUGCGAUAAAGACUAUCAAGCCAAAGAUUAGUUGAAUGUAUCCACUAGUWAACACGAGAGAAUUUAAAUAGAUUSAAUCACGUUGU